CCCUUGUCAAACCUAGCUAGCCUUAUAUCCACUUUGGUAGAAGCGGUUCCGAUUAGCUUAGCUGCUAAAAAGCUUUAUAUUGGAAAGAUGGCGUCGGUUAACCCGUUUAAUAUCAGCGACUCCGAUGAAGAGGCUGAACGGCGUCCGAAUGAAACGGUUGACACAGAGAGGAGCCCAAGCGAGGGAGCGCCAGGGCCGCCACCAGGCAAUCCUUUCUCCCCGUCUGCAGACGGCGAGCCUCCGACACUUCUGCUGUCAAGCAACCGAACGAGCCCCAGCGGUGAGGGCAUCUCGUUAUCGGCCGCUGCAACCUCCGCGAUGGCAAGCAGCGCCGAGACACGGGUGUCGGUGGAUGUCAUUGCUGCUCAGCUAAUACGGGACCAAUACAUCCUCACGGCCCUGGAGUUUCACACUGAACUGUUGGAAACAGGCAGAGAGCUCCCGAGGCUGAGGGAUUAUUUCUCCAACCCGGGCAACUUCGAGCGACAGAGCGGCACUCCGCCUGCCAAAGAUCAGGUCCUUGGACCUGGUGGACCGCUGAAUCGUGCAGGCAGCAUUAGCACCUUGGACUCGUUAGACUUUGCCCGUUACUCUGAUGAUGGAAACCGAGAGUCGGACGAGCGCGUAGCAGUGCUGGAGUUUGAGCUACGGAAAGCAAAGGAGACCAUUCAGGCUCUGCGCGCCAACUUGACUCAGGCAGCAGAGAGUGAAGUGCCUUCUCAGGAGAGAAAAAACUUCAAGACAAGUCCUGAAAUUCAGGAGCCUAUACGUCCACUGGAGAAAAGAGCCUUAAACUUCCUUGUGAAUGAGUAUUUAUUAAAAAACGAAAACAAACUGUCAUCCAUCACCUUCUCUGAUGAAAACGAUGACCAGGAUUUUGAGUUGUGGGAUGAUGUCGGCCUCAACACCCCCAAACCCCCUGACCUAUUACAGCUCUACAGGAACUGUGGCACCCCCCUCUCGUCGCCUCGGAGCAUGGUUGAUGUGGCAGUAGGGGUGGAUUUAGGUGAUCUUCCAGGAAACUGCAUCAUCCAAGAUCCUCAUAGGAAGCCUGACCUCUCACAACAAGUAUGUUCUCAACAGACUGAAGUAGUGCAAGAGUUGGAAUACCAGAUCAGCCUCCUUAACAACGAGAAGCAGAGCCUCGCUGAGCAAAUCAAGAAACUGCAGAGUGAAAUUCAAACACUGAAGAGAACGGUUUCCUCCACUCCUCCAACCUCUCUGGACCUGAUGCCCCAGAAUACAUCUAAACCUGCCUUCUCUUCCACCAGCACUACCACCACUAUUUCUUCCACUGACCCUCUCUCCAUGUCUUACCCUCAGCCUCCGACAGAUAAUGGCCAGUAUCUGGACAUUCGAGGGGUUUCAGAGCCUGAAAGUGGUCCGAAACCGCCCUCUACUCAGAACACGUCACAGACAUGUCCGCAGUCCCGCAACGAGGUUAAGAGCAGGGCUCCUGUCAAGUUUGACAAACCCAACAGGAACUUAUCUCCAGUUUUCCAGCAAGCACUACUGUCCUUCUGCAGAAUGUGCUCCGACAGCCGCCUGGGAGCAGAGGUGUCCCGUAUAGCAGACAGUGAGGAGAGUGUGAUGUUAAUGCUGGGCCGCUGCCUCCCUCACAUCGUCCCCAACGUCCUCCUUGCUAAACGAGAGAGAAUGGUUGCACAUCUUUGCCAGGAGUUGAUUCCACUCAUCUUAUGUACUGCCUGCCUUCACCCAGAACCUAAAGAAAGAGACCAGCUCCUUCACAUCCUCUUUAACUUAAUCAAGAGACCAGAUGAUGAGCAAAGACAAAUGAUCUUGACGGGAUGUGUCGCAUUUGCGAGGCACGUGGGUCCAACCCGUGUCGAGGCCGAACUACUUCCUCAGUGCUGGGAACAGAUUAACCACAAAUAUCCAGAGAGGAGAUUGUUGGUGGCGGAGUCCUGUGGAGCCUUAGCACCAUACCUGCCUAAAGAGAUCCGUAGCUCCCUGGUGUUGUCCAUGUUGCAGCAGAUGCUCACUGAAGAUAAGGCGGAUAUGGUCAGAGAAGCUGUGGUCAAGAGCCUGGGCAUUAUUAUGGGUUAUAUAGAUGACCCUGACAAGUACUCCCAGGGAUUUGAGCUGAUGCUGCUGUCUCUUGCGGAUCCAUCAGAGCGGGUGGUCAGUGCAGUCCAUCAGGUCUUUAUUCCUGCCUUUGCCGCUUGGACCACGGAGCUUGGCACCCUACAAACUUCACUCAUCCCUUCUCUUUUAGCACGUAUAGAGAAACUACUUAAGCAAGGAGAACACAGUCUAGAUGAACACAAAUUACACGUAUUCCUGUCGGCCCUGCAGUCUCUCAUCCCUCCUCUGUUUGCCGUGGUGCUGCAGAAUGCACCGUUCACCAGCAGAGCCAAAGCCCACGGAGACAUUCCUGCAAUAGAGGUGACACGGUUUCCCAGACCAGCGUCUCCCCUGCAGGAUGUAGCCACCAUCAUCGGCAGCAGAGAAAUGCUGAGUGCGCUCCUGCUCCUCUAUGACCAUCAGCUGGAGCACGAAGGCACCACUGGCUGGGAGAGCCUGUUAUGGGUGGUCAAUCAGCUCCUUCCAACACUCAUAGAUAUUGUGGGCCGGAUCAAUGUAACGUCAUCCACCUGCGUCCACGAGUUCUCUCGCUUCUUCUGGAGGUUCUGUCGCACUUUCGGCAAAAUCUUUACCAACACUAAGGUUAAACCACAGUUCCAGGAGAUUCUCCGGCUAUCUGAAGAAAAUGUCGAUGCUUCAGCGGGGAAUGGUAUUCUCACCAAAGCCACAGUCCCCAUUUAUGCCACUGGAGUAUUGACAUGCUAUAACCAGGAGGAGGAUCGUAAGUUGUUGGUGGGUUUCCUAGAGGAUGUUAUGACAACCCUGUCACUGUCCCAUGCUCCCCUCGACAGCCUGAAGGCCUCCUUUGUAGAGCUUGGUGCCAACCCAGUGUACCACGAAUUGCUGCUGACUGUUCUGUGGUAUGGGGUGGUCCAUACCUCGGCACUGGUCCGGUGUACAGCAGCGCGGAUGUUUGAGUUGGUUCUCCGAGGCAUGAGUGAAGCAUUAGUAGAUCGCCGGGCGGCUCCAGCCCUUAUAACUCUGUGCAGUGGCCCCGAAUUCUCAGUGAGGAUAUCCACUAUUCCUGCCUUUGGUACCAUCAUGGAGACGGUCACGCAAAAAGAGCUGUUGGAGCGUGUGAAGAUGCAGCUGGCAUCAUUCCUCGAGGACCCGCAGUACCAGGAUCAGCACUCCUUACACAUGGAAAUCAUCAGGACGUUUGGAAGAGUCGGGCCCAAUGCUGAGCCACGCUUUAGAGACGACUUUGUUCUGCCACAUCUUCACAAACUGGCACUAGCCAACAACAGCCAGCAAGUGGAGACCAAGAGAAUCGACAUUGCCACACAGCUGUUUGAGGCCUACAGUGCACUCUCCUGCUGCUUCAUUUCUGAGGAGGUGAUGAUCAACCACUUCCUCCCUGGCCUCAGAUGUCUCCGCACCGACAUGGAGCAACUCUCUCCUGAGCACGAGGUGAUUCUGAGCUCUAUGGUCAAAGAGUGUGAAAUCAAGGUGGAAAACAGGGGAAUGGCGGACGCGCAGGGGUCCAUGUCUAUUGCCUCUAGUUUGGUGGGCGAGGAUGCCAAGACCAAGUUCCUAAGUAAGAUGGGUCAGCUGACCACCUCAGGCGCCAUGCUGGCCAAUGUCUUCCAGAGAAAAAAGUGAUCGCGACGGCCGACCGACCGAUCGACCACCACUACACUAAACUGACGAAGCCCUGCCGUCUGUGGGAACAUUUCAUUUUCCUGAACAAAGCACUGGUUCAGCUUAAAGAACUUAUUGGUCGAGUAUCUUGCUUGUUCUCUUUCAAGAAACGAAGGUUUGCAGAAACUUGUGUCGUUUGAAAAUCUCCGGCGCGGUAGGAUGACCUGCGAUUUAAAGGUAAAGAGCAGUGUUUUUUUGCGGUGAAAGGCUGAGGUUUUUUUCCCCCUACCUCCUCUGCUCAUUCAUCACGUCUUCAUUCCUAAUCAUGGCGGAGGUAUUGUCAAAGAUUUGCUUUUCAAAUCAGUGUUGUUGACAUUGACAUUUCAGAAAAAUGUGAGCGAGCCAGAGGGAGAAACGGAACUACAACUAAAACCAACGGAAAAUGAUUAAAAAAGGGACUUGUUUCUCUGACCACUCUGGACAUGAACGCAUCACUGAAUUAAAUCACAUUUUCAGUCCAGCACUUCUUGUGACCUGCUGGCUGUCAUUUAGAAUAUUAAGUGUCAGUUUGGGUGAAGAGUGAAGGGUUUGUACGACAGGAUGCAUUUGAAAUUUGUACUGAAGGAUCGAACCACGGGAUGGCUCUCAGUCUGCUAUGGAUGCCUUGUGCAGCGUCUUCUGUACGGCUCGGAAGUAACGUCUACUUGAAGUUUAAAAAAUAACAAAAAAACGUCUUGCCUUUAUUCUUAUUUCUUCAACGUCUUUCUCUCUUUUUGUUUUUGUUUAAAGUUUCUAUUUUAUAACUUAUUUAUAUCUUAAUGAAGGAGAAUCCAUACUUUAUUCCGACUUCCAAAGAAUUUUGCACUUAGUAUUUUUGUUCUUUAUUUUAUAUAUAUAUAUAUAUAUAUAUAUAUAUAUAUAUAUAUACACAUGUAGAUAUUGUUUUAAUUGAGAGGCUUAUGCAUAAUGAACAACAUCACUACUGUUAAUGGAGGUUUUUUUGUCUGGCAAUGUGAAGAUGACGAGAACACUGAUCAUGAUUCCCUCUCUCUGUCCGUAGCUUCAUGUCUCUCUGUGUUGCAGUCUCUUGUACUUUUUUUUCUAAAGUGGGUAUUUGGUUCUAUUUUUAUUAUUUCCGGUUUUUUUUGGAUAUGCUCGAAGAGUCAAUAACUGUAUCAUACACUGAACUGAAGAGGACCAUACUCUUAUGUAUAUUUGAAAUUGGUGUCAUGGUGUAAUAAAAGACGAGCGGUGAGUUGAAUUUAAA
Molecule: messenger RNA, 4954 nt
Organism: Solea solea (common sole)
Lineage: Eukaryota; Metazoa; Chordata; Actinopteri; Pleuronectiformes; Soleidae
Gene: relch
Product: RAB11 binding and LisH domain, coiled-coil and HEAT repeat containing
Exons: 31
Coding region: 88-3708 (1206 amino acids)
Biological process (GO): intracellular cholesterol transport
Cellular component (GO): recycling endosome; trans-Golgi network
Molecular function (GO): protein binding
Source: RefSeq, a predicted model, not a curated record